This is a messenger RNA of Petromyzon marinus (sea lamprey), 16922 nucleotides long. The record is from RefSeq and is a predicted model, not a curated record. Lineage: Eukaryota; Metazoa; Chordata; Hyperoartia; Petromyzontiformes; Petromyzontidae.
GUGGUGGGCCGCGUGUGGGGAAGAGCGCUGAGAGUUCAGUGUUCGGUAAGGGGGGUGGUGGAGAGUUAAUUGCCACAGUGGAGAGUGCAGUCAGGGAUGGUGGAGAGUUAAGUGCACUCUGGAUAGUGCAGUUUGGGAUGGUGGAGAGUGCAGUUAGGGAUGGUGGAGAGUUAAGUGCACUCUGGAUAGUGCAGUUAGGGAUGGUGGAGAGUUAAGUGCACUCUGGAUAGUGCAGCUAGGGAUGGUGGAGAGUGCAGUUAGGGAUGGUGGAGAGUGCAGUCAGGGAUGGUGGAGAGUUAAGUGCACUCUGGAUAGUGCAGCUAGGGAUGGUGGAGAAUGCAGUUAGGGAUGGUGGAGAGUUAAGUGCACGGUGGAGAGUGCAGUUAGGGAUGACGGAGAGUUAAUUGCCACGGUGGAGAGCGCACAGAGUGGGGGACUCCGUAGCGGAGGCGUCUUCCUCCUCGCUCCUCCCUCCGGGCCUCUCCCUCCUCCGACUCUCUGCGGGCGUGGAGAGACCGCGGGAGAAGAGCAGAAUUACUCUCCACGCUCGCAAAUUUCCCCUGGAUCCCGUACCCCCCCCCGUCCCCCGCCCUGGGACUCCGCGAGAUGCAGGGGAUACAGCGCAAAACGACGACGACGGUGAUGAUGAUGAUGGAGGAGGAGAAGGGGGAGAAGGAGGAGGGCACGGAGAAGCGAUUCGGCCCGGGGAGAGUUACUCCGGGCGGCCGCGGCUAGACGCGGAGUUCACUCUCCAUCUCGUUCUCUACGCGGAGUGCGGGUCACGGCGAGGUGGUGGGGGGGCUGCCCUGCCCUGCCCUGCCCUUCCCUGCCCCUUCAGGUGGUUCCCUGCCCCUUCUACCCCUUGCCCAGCUCACUCGGCCCUGCUCCCUGCUCCCGUCCAGGCGGGGGGGUCCUUGGGUGCGUGUCUGUGCCUCCAUCCCAUGACGUGCCCAGGGUGAGAAGCCCCCACGGUGGGAGCGCGGUCCCAACACUCCAGGAUCUAUCGGCAAUCCAGACUCCCAAGUCUCCCGGAUCGAAAAUCCAGGCUCCGGGAUUAAAACUCCCAACACCCAAGGAUCAAUAACUCCAGGUUCCAGGCACCGACGCUUGAGGUUACCAAAGGCCCAGCAACCAAGACUCCAGGCUCCACAAGCCAAUAAUCCUCCAUGCGGCGUGCUCCAGGCCCUAAGGCUCCUCCAAGCUUUGGAAUUGUGGCUCCAAGCUCCCCACACUCCAGACUCCUGUCCUAAUACUCCAAAAACCUGGAGCAUGGAUCCCCAGGAUUUCUCUACGCCCGGCUCGGCGCCUCCCCCGCCGCUGAGUGCGGGGGGCCGGGUAUCCUGCCAUCCGGGCCCCGCUGCUGGCCCUCCUUCUCAUCUUCUCUACCCCCCACACAAGUACCUGGCGGCCCUCCACCUGCAACAGAAGCCCCUGCCCAGCGCGCACCCCUCAGGGAGCCCUGGCCUAGGGGCGUCCACUGCGUUCCUGGGUAGCUUCUUGGGGGGUCCUCUGGGUGCUUCACUGGGAGGAGGCUCAAUGGGUGGCUCGGCCACACCACCCGCUAUGUCGGUCUCUGCUGAACGUGGAUUCCAGACGGCACCACAGGGCGGCAUGACGCGCGUGUGGGCACCACCACCACCACCACACGACGGCUUCUCCCAUUUGCCGAGCAGUGGGGGGCUCUACCCCCCAUACCUUGCUUUGGGACCACUGGACGGCACUGGGCCCACGGCGUCCCCCUGUCUGUCGCGGCCGCACGACCCCCACACAGACGGUGCGUUCGGCGGGGCUCUGCCGGUCCAGCCCGUUCUCCACCGUGAUGUCGUAGUGCCGACAACCUCCCGGGCGCCGCGAGAGGGGCGGGCGCUGGCACGGACCGGCGCCCGUGACUCUGAGCGGCCCUCGUCAGCCAGCGGUGCGCCGAGGGCAGUGCGGGGUGAUCGCCGGGGCAGGGCGGGCACCGCCCCGGCGGGGGAGCCCCCCAACCGCGAUGGGGCCCCUGCCUGGGAUGCCGGCACCAGAGUCGUCUGCUCGGUGCAACCGCCAGGCAGAGUUGGUGACGGCGGCGCCAGCGAUAUGACGAGAUCCGGCGAUGCCAAACCGGCGAGGGUGGCGCGGUCACACUCCAUGGGUGUCGGCGGAGACGGGUUCGCCCCGGACGAGAGGGACGACGCAGUGGGCGCCGGGGUGAGAUCGGCAAAGCCCAGGGAGCGCCAAUGUGCCGGCGCCAUUAGCUCCUAUGCAUCAUGCGGGCUGGGCCACCCAGGGCGACUGCACCACAACUUGGUAGUCCACGGCAGCGGUGGCGAGCACCGUCCGGUGGCGCCCACGUACAUGCUGUCGGCGGGCCACCAGGACGCCGAUGGCGGUGGUGCCGCUGCUCGGUACGACCUCGCCGCGUGGCAAACGCAGCGGCCCCCCAUGCUGCUGGCGCCGGAACCCAUGCCUGGCGAGACGCCGGCUAUCAGAGGCCUCCUGCAGUACAGCGACUCGUUCUCCUCGUCGGCGUCGGCUUCGUCGUCGUUGUCUUCGUCGCCGUCACCGUUUGUGCCGUCCAACGGUGCCACUGCCGCCUCCGGUCAGAGGAGUCCGUUCGGUGGGCUGGGCCGCGUGCCGCGAGGCCCCGACGGUACAGCGGGGCCGGACACUUCCAGUGCUUGCGGUGACGCGUGCCACCCCCCGAGUGACGCGGCCGCCCCUUCAGUCGGCGCUGGCGAGGUUAGACACCCGCCCGUUGGUAUCGCCGUGGCGGUUGCCAGGCAGAGGGGGGAUCAUCACCACCACAACAAUAACCACGAGCAGCACCACGAUGACAAUCGCCAUAACUACGACAACAACAGCCACAACCAGCAGCACCACACUGCUCUGAAGUCUCGGGCAGGCACGCCCUCUUGCACAGCCUCGUCUGGUGGUGCUGCUGUGUCAGCCGGCGGUGGUGGCGAUGGUGGUAGUGGAAGUAGCAGCGGGUUCCAGACAUCCGAUCGCAGGGUGCGGCACCCAACUCCUACUGGCGUACCCAAGGGCUGUGUCCACGCAGGCCCAGUGCCAGAAGCACUGGAGGAGGAGAGGGUGGCACGUGACCAUGCAACCGAGCGAGCGCGGGAGCGUGAGCAGCUGCUCAGGGAGAACAAGGAGUUGGCGGAGUUUGCGCGCAGCCUCAGGCCUACCUCGUUCGCCGACCUCGACCCCAACCUCGUGGUGACCACCGGAGGUGCUGCCCCUAUCAUGCACGCUGGCCAGUGGGGAGAGCUCAAUGCACCGCACGCUCACGUCGCCCCGCACCUUUGGCUGCCGAGGACCGACAGUCCCUCGCUUUGGCUCGGGGCACCGCCCUAUGGCCUGGGUGGCCUCUCUCUCCACCAGAGUAUGGCAGGAGCGUUCCCUCCCGGCCUGGCGGCGCCGCCUGCCACUCCAAACUACCAACUUGCGCGCGACCCAACCACAGGCCACCUCGUUGUGGUGCCCGCCGACUUCCCCUCUCACUACGCGGCAGAACUUCUGGAGCGAACGCCACCCCCGCUGUGGCCACCGCUGCUGGCAGGGGGGGCACCCGCCCCCCACCACCACCACCACCCCCUGUCGCUCACCUACCAGGCGAUGCUGCGCCAGCACGAGCUAUACGUGGCUCAUCAACAGGCCACGGCCGCGGCAGCCAGCGCCCACGCCCUGCAGCUGCAGCACACCCCGCACAUGCAGGACCACGGAAGGCCGCCCCCAGAGCCGCCUCCGCUGCUGCUUUCCGACGAAAACGAUCGCGCAACACCGGCGGUGCUGCCCAAGCAGAGCGCAGUCUCCCCGCCGCCCACGCUGCCCGGCCCGAGCCCCUUCCACGCCGGCUCCCUUGCGCUGCCGCCACCGCCGCCCUUCCGGUGUAAAUCCCCCCGACGCCCGGGGCCCCCCCCCUGCCCUCAAUCACGCAAAGCCCAGUUCCCCGGACGACGCCGGGCCUCCCCCGCGGCUGCGCCGGGAGGACGAUGGCCAGGAGGCGCCUGCGCCACUGGGACGGCCGGGCUCUCUGUCGCCGCCGGCGCUAUCGCCACGGCAACUACAGCCCGGCAACGCCAAGGGCGGACAGAGGGUGGCCAGGGAUCGGAGGUCGCCGGCGCGGACUUGGAAUAUCCGGCGCCCCCAUUCGGUUCCACCGUUCCUGGACAAGCGACUUUCGGGAAUGGCACAGCAGCAGCACGUCGCAAAGCUGCACGAUGCACAGCAUCACCAGCAGCUGGACGCAGUGCAUCAUCAGCAGCUGCACGAAUCGCAGCACCACCAUCAGCAUCGUCAACAGUAUUCGGAGCGGCAGCAGCUGGAAAAGCACGACCAGCGGCAGCAGCUGGAAGAGCGGCAGCAGCUGGAAGAGCGAGAACGGCAGCAGCUGGGGGAGCGGCAACAGCACCAGGAGCGGCAGCAGCUGGGGGAGCGGCAACAGCACCAGGAGCGGCAGCAGCUGGGGGAGCGGCAACAGCACCAGGAGCGGCAGCAGCUGGGGGAGCGGCAACAGCACCAGGAGCGGCAGCAGCUGGGGGAGCGGCAACAGCACCAGGAGCGUCAGCAGCUGGGGGAGCGGCAACAGCACCAGGAGCGGCAGGAGCUGGGGGAGCGGCAACAGCACCAGGAGCGGCAGCAGCUGGGGGAGCGGCAGCAGCAGCUGGGGGACAGCAGCUGGGGGAGCGGCAGCAGCUGGGGGAGCGGCAGCAGCUGGAAGGGCAGCAGCAGCACCAGGAGCGACAGCAGCUGGAAGGGCAGCAGGGGCAGCAGCACCAGGAGCGACAGCAACUGGAAGGGCAGCAGGGGCAGCAGCACCAAGAGCAGGACCGGCAGGGGCAGCUAAAAGAGCAGGACCUGCAUCGGCAGCUGCAAGUGCAUCGUGAGGAGUUGCAGGAGCAGCUGCGGCAGCGGCGGCUGGAAGCGCAGCAGCGACGGCUGGAACGGCAGCUACAUGAGCAGCUGCAAGAACGACAGCGGCAACGGCGGCUGCAAGAGCAUCAGUAUCAGCUGCACGAGCAGCAGAGGCUGCAGAUGGAGAAGCUUUUGCUGCAUGAGCAGCAAAAGCAGCACAUACGUCAACUGCAACAAAUGCAUCGGCAGCCGCAGGAUGAGGUGGCGGCGUUUGGUUCUGGGAGGGGAUUCCUGCUGCCCCAUGGCCUGCUGCCCCCCUCUUCGGCAUCGUCGGGACUUCCGUGGCCUCCCCCUCUGUGCCGACACGCAGACGGAAUCUCCGCAUUCUCCCCUCCGCCAACCUGGGCCUCGCGGAUCCUGCAGCCCGUCGCCACAGAGACUGUGGCGCCAGAGUCGUGCCGGAUGAAACGGAGGCCCCAGUCGGCAGAGCUGUCCUCCACCGUGCCAGAGUCAUUCGGCGCCGAGAACGGUAACAACGACGCGAAAACUCCCGUAUGGCAAGGUGAUGUCACGGCGGGACGGCACGAGACGAUGGAGCCAGACUCCACGGACGCCCCCGUUCCCACCGGACGCAACACCGAUCUCAUUGUCUCCUCGACGUCAUCGGUAGCGGUGGCCGGCAUCCUUGAACCGACACAGCGUCGUCGUCGGCAUCGUCACCGUCACCAUCACGAUCUCCAGGAUCUCCAUCGGCGUUACGAGGAGGAGGAGCAGCAGCAGGUGAGGCUGCUUGACGACGGAACACCGGGCUGUGCUGGGGCUUCCCAGCCCGACCCAGGGCUCCCCGACAGCACUCCCGCUACACCGGCUGUGGAGGAUGGGCACGGCCCACCGCCGCUGCCCACCACCGUGGCUCUGCAAAACCAGGGCAACGACGCAGAUGCUUGUGCCCCGCCGGGGUGCCGCCCCGCCUGCACGUCGCCGCCGGGGUGCCGCCCCGCCAGCGCGUCGCCGCCGGAGUGCCGCUCUGCCAGCGCCUCGCAUCCGGAGUGCCACCCCGCCUGCACGUCGCCGCCGGGGUGCCGCUCUGCCAGCCCGUCGCCGCCGGAGGGCCGCCCCGCCAGCCCGUCGCCGCCGGAGUGCCGCCCCGCUUGCACGUCGCCGCCGGAGUGCCGCCCCACCAGCGCGGGGCUGUGGGUGCUAGCGGAGGCGACGGCUGUCGCCGUGCCCCUGCCUGUGCCGGUUGCUCCCCUCAACCACAACGGAGCCGACGGCCAAUUGCCACCGGAGACGAAAGCGCUGUCCACGCCAUGUGUGGACGAGCAGUGGACGCGCAAGGGAGGGCUGGCACUGCUGGGGGAGAUUGCUGGGGUGGAGCUGGGGGCGUUGGCAGAGGGCGGCUUCAUGGGGCGGAGCGGGGGACUGGGUGACCUCUUGACCCUGUGCCGUGUGGCCGCGCUGCUGGCCUGUGCCGAUGGCAUCGCCACAGGAGACGGAGGCCCUGGGCCUCGGAGGCCCCAGCACCGCCUGGACCCCACGAAGCGCUGCAGCUGGCGGCGGCGACGCGGCGCGCCGGCCUGCGGACGCCGCCGUGCGUUGCUGGAAGUCGAGGGGCCCCUGGAAGUGCAAAUCCGGCGCCGCCUUGCCACGCUGCAGCGCCGCUACCGCCACCAGCAGCGCCAGCUCGCGCGCCUCGCUCCUGCACCCAGCCAGCCCACCAGCGAGUGCCACCUGCGGGAACCGGCCGCCACUCCCCUUUCCCCGCUGGUGCCAAACCCACCGAGGGACGUGGCCAGGGCGGUCGCCAGGGGAGGUGCAGAGAAGCCUCCUCACCGCCUGGUGGUGGAGGGGAGGAGGCUGGAGGCGGUGGUGGCUUUGGGAAGGAAGGUGGUGAGGGUGGAGCGCAGCAGAGGGGAGAGAGGGGUGGACAUGGCGGAGGAGCUGGACGAGGAGAGGGAGGAUGAGGAGGACUAUGAAAAUGAGGAAGAGCGGGGCGAGGACGGCCUGGGCCCGGUGAAACGCGGCCGGGGGCGGCCCAGGAAGAGGAAGCAGUCGUCCCCAUCGCCCCCUCCUCUGAUUGGUCAACCGCUCAUCGGCCUAGGGGAGGAGCGCAUGCGAGAGCUCUUGGCCAAGAAGAAGAAAAGGAGGAGUGGCGACUGUGCACCCCCCAGCAGGAGGAGCCAAGUUCGCCUCCUGCCCAGGGUCGCCCUGCCACCCACGUCCCCAAACCACACGGCCGCGCCCUGCACACGUGCACCCCUUGUCCCCGCGCGUCACCGUCACUCCGACCGCUCGCCGGCGCCGUCUGGCCGCUCCCACGCCACGCCACCGGCACUCCCAGCGGCAGCGCCGCCGCUCGGCGUCACGCUCUCCUGCAAGCGCCCCACGCUCGGCAAACCGCCGCGUCCUGCCGCGGGCCACGAGCGCGCUGGCGCCAAGCUCUCGAGGUCCGGCGUGCGACACCGCGGGGCUCCGAGCCCGGAGGUGGCGCGUGUGGGCAACCAGGAUGGCGCACGGGCACAGGCGGCGGUGUCACGAGCUAUUGCUUUGCACCGGUCCGACAGCAGCAGCUUCUCCUGCUGCCUCUCCGACUCGGACCCGGACAUUGACGAGCGCCGCACCGCACCUGCCUGGCCUCCACACCCCGGGGCCGCCUUCAAGACGCCCACACUGCGGCAGAGGCUUCCUCAGAGGCCCUCUCAGCGGCGGCCCCAGGGGAUGACACCGGCGGUGCCACCCGGUAGCUCCGGGACCCCUCAAACCCUUGGGCCACGGGGUCCCGCACGCGAACACGGCCUCUCGUCAGGGCCGCAGUGUUCGGACAGCGAGGGGCCCGUGGACUACUGCCGCUCGGCAGCAGCAGGCUGGACCUUCAUUGAGGAUGAGGACCACGUGAAUGACGGCGAUGACGACGACGAUGACGACGAUGAGAAUGUUGGGGGGGGCAGCAGCAGCAGGCUGGUGCCAGGCAGGCGGGGGGCGCCGUUCCGGCUGGCAGCACCGCCAGGGUUGACUCUGCGCUCUCCGUUCUCGGGGGGCGCUGGGUCCCGCCCCCGCCCCCCGAGAUCUGCCCCCCGAGCGCCGGGCCCACACGUUCCGGCAGCCCGGCAUGCAGCGCCCGCCAAACUCAAGAGGAGGACCAUGGUGCUGCUUGGCUUCGAUCUCGCCACAGACUUCCGGAUGAAGCGGCGGUCUCCUGCUGCGACAAACAGGGCCUACGUGGGGGUGGGGGGCCCUCCGCGCGGCCGGGGAGGGGGCGCCGUCACGGGGACCGCCGCCGUGCCGGGCGGCCUCGGCACGGCGAGACCCGUCGGGGGAGUGCCGAGCCGCGCCGUGCCCUGGAAGGCCGCUCCGGCCCGAGCCAAGCUCCCGGGCCGCCCCCAUCUCAACGGCGCCGGCAGGGUCUGCGCGCGGGGUACCGCGGCCGUGAAGAACGUGGGUCGCGAUGGCGACAAGGAUCAGGAGGAGGAUGAGGACGACGAUGACGGGUCCGUAUUUGUGAGCCCGCCGAGAAGUUCUGCCGGGAGGCCCGGACGUCCCCCGCUGGGUCGCUCGCAGUCGCUGCCGCUGGGCACGGGAGCCGGCACUGGACCCGGCACUGGUGGGGCCGGUGUGAGGAAGGGGCGGCCGUGCAAAGGUGGCGGUGGUGGCGGCGGUCACGGCGGGAGCUGCAGUCAGCCGGAGAGGGACGGCAACAAGAAAAAUAAGGCGAAAGUGGCGGACGCCUACGGGGUGUUGGUGAAGGGCCCGAUUGCCGUGACGUCGGUGGGCAGUCCAGGCCGCAGUCGAAGUCGGAGCCUACAGGGCCCGAUAGGACGAGCUCGCCCGCGGCCUGUGAGCCGCCUGCUCAGCAGCUUCCAGGCGGACGUGGAUUUCUCCCAGAACAGCUCGUUCUCCGAGGGGGAGGGGGGCCGGGUCCCCGACCCCAGCCCCACGCCAGCGCCGCGCUCGUGCGUGCUGGACAAGGACGAGCUGUCGGAGGGCCUGCGCGUCCUCAUCCCCAAGCCCGACAAGCUGCUGUACGCGGGGCACGUGCAGAUCCUGCACCCGCCUGACGUGUACGGUGUGGUGAUUGAGGGGGAGCGUGGGAACCGCCCGAGGAUCUACUCGCUAGAGCAGCUCCUGCAGGAGGCGAUCGUGGACGUGAAGCCCCCCUCCUCACGCUGUCUCCCACCCGACACGCGCGUCUGUGCCUACUGGAGCCAGCAGCACCGGUGCCUCUACCCGGGCACCGUCACCAGGGAUGGCUCGAGCAGCGACGAGGAGGACGACGAUGAGGAGGAGGAACGCGCCUUCGUGACGGUUGAGUUUGACGAUGGCGACACGGGGAAGAUUCCGAUCUCGCACAUCCGCCUCCUUCCGCCCGACUACACCAUCCAGUGUGCCGAGGCCUCGCCAGCACUACUCGUCCCAACCGCUGUCGUACGCCGCCCACGCAAGCCGUCCGGUGACACAAGGGAAGGGGGCGGUCCGGCAAUCUGCCAGCCGGCCAAUCAGCACGGCCCCCAGCGCAGGGGCAAAGGUCGCGCCAGUGUGGAGCCUUCCUCCCCACCCACCACAGCCCCCACCCCAACCCCUGCCCCCAUUCUGGUCCCCACAGUAGGGCCCCCCGGGGAGCCGCCACCCAGCAAGGUGAAAGGUCGUGGACGGCCUCCUGGAAAGGUUCCAGCUGAGGGCGGAGUGGCUGGGAGUGGCGAUGCGAGGCCCACCGACUCGCCGCCUGACGACGCGCCGACUGGCUCAGAGCCUCGGGAGAAGCGGCCGCCCCCCGCAGGGGCCCAUGGGGCCCGCGGUGCUGUCCCCCGGCCCCGCGCGGACUCCGACCGUCGGCGGGGCCCACCGCUCCGACCCGCCAGCCCUCCCGGCCGGGCCCCCCUCUCGCCCACGUCCUUGUUCGGGGCUUCGCUCUCCGUGGACACCUUCGAGAGUCUCAACGCCGGCGCCUUCUCGGUGUACCUUGGCGGCGGCGGAAUUCGCGGCGGCCGCGGCGGGAGCGGUCGUGCCGAAGGCGGCGGUGCCGGCUCCGCCGUUGGGCGUCCCGGUGCUUGCCGACGUGGCCGGCGGGGCACAGACGAGGAGCCGCUGGUGAAGUUGGACCACGAGGGCGUCACGUCGCCCAAGAGCAAGAAGACCAAGGCCAUGAUGAUGAUGAUGAGGACGGCAGUGGCGGUCGGCAGCGAUGGAGGUGCGCAGCGGUUUGCCGGCGGCGUGCGGCUAGCAGCGCCGUCCACCUCGUCCGGCAAUAGCGGAGGACUCCCACGCCCACGCCUUGGCCCGAUCAGGAAAGCCUCGCCUGCGCAAAAGCCACAGCCGAUGGUCACUGUUCCCACCGCCACUGCCGGCAGGGAUAAUGUUGUUGCCGCCUCCGUCCCCGCUGCUGCCGCCGCCACCACCGCCAGGGCUCCGAGGCCUGGUGAUGCCGGCAGUGGCGCUGGCGGCGCUGGCGGCAGUGGCGCUGCUGGCGGCGCUGGCGGCAGUGGCGCUGCUGGCGGCGCUGGCGGCAGUGGCGCUGCUGGCGGCAGUGGUGUUUGCCAAAAGAGUGGUCGGAAGGCGGAGGACUGGAAGGAGAUCUCGAGGACGGAGGAAAGCGAGCUGAGCAGCAGCAGCUCCGAGUCUGAUUCGGGCGCAAGCCAGGCCGCCACGACGUCCGCUCGCAAACACAAGCCCGGAGCCAAGCGCUGCUCGCACUCCUCCUCCUCCAGCUCCUCCUCGUCGUCGUCAACAUCCUCGUCGUCGUCGUCCUCAUCGACCUCGUCCGCCGGCGACUCGUCUCGCUCCACUGCCACCUCGUCGUCAUCCGAGGAGGACUCUUCCUACAGCGAGGAGGUGGAGGAAGCGGAGGAGGUUGAGGAAAUGGAGGAGGUGAAAGAAGGUGGCAAUGUCCAGCCCAGCCCUCCCUCUCUUCCCCAGGUGGCACAGGCAGCCGAGGUUCAAGCAUCGGCACCAGUACGGGCCCAAGCACUGGCCAAGGUUUCGGCUGGUGGUGGUGGCAAAGGCGUAGGCGGUGGUGCGGGUAGUGGUGGCGCUGGCAGUGGUGGUGGUGGCGGGGGCUCCAGUGGUGGCAAUGGUGGGGGUGCCGAUGGUGGUGGCAGUGUAGCCGGUAGUGGUGGUGGUGGCGACGGUGGCACCGGCAGCAGUGGCUCUGGCAGCGGUGCUGGUGGCGCCGGCAGUCCUGGUGGCGGUGGCAGUGGUGGCUCUGGAGGGGGCGGUGGUGGUGGCAGUAGUGGCACUGGUGAUGGUGGUGGCGGCUCCGGUGAUCGGGGGGGCGGCCGGGCCCGGGGCCGUCGGCGCGAGGGCGUGCACCUCCCUACCACCAAGGAGCUGGUGAAGCGCCAGCGGCUGCCAUCCGUGGAGAACCGGCCAAAGAUCUCGGCCUUCCUGCCCGCACGCCAACUGUGGAAGUGGUCCGGGAAGCCGACCCAGCGGCGUGGGCUCAAGGGCAAGGCACGCAAGCUGUUCUACAAGGCGGUGGUGCGUGGCAAGGAGACGAUCCGCGUGGGCGACAGCGCAGUCUUCCUGUCGGCCGGGAGGCCCAACCUGCCCUACAUAGGUCGCAUCCAGAGCCUGUGGGAGUCGUGGGGCAGCCACAUGGUGGUCCGUGUCAAGUGGUUCUACCACCCAGAGGAGACCAAGUUGGGCACACGCCACCGCGACGGCAAGCAAGCCUUGUACCAGUCGUCACACCUGGACGAGAACGACGUUCAGACCAUCUCGCACCGCUGCCUCGUGGUGGCGCACGAGCAGUACGCCCAGAUGGUUCUCACCAAGCGCUACCAGAACAGCGAGGACCUCUACUACCUGGCCGGCUCCUACGACCCCACCACCGGCAUGGUGCUCAACCCCGACGGCGUGCCCGUCAUCUGCUGACACGCCCAGCGGCGGCGACGGCGGCGUAGACCACGAGCGGCGGCGAUGGCAACGACGCCAUCGGUGGCUGCGGCGGUGAUGGCAACGACGCCAUCGGUGGCUGCGCAGUGGAUUUGUAGUCGGGCACGCCCAGCGGCCCCUUCCCCGUGAUGCCCGCUCUCGCUGUCCCUUCGUGGCUCCACUGCCACUUGCGGUGUUGAUCGGCGCGGUCCAGAAACCGCAAAUGCAGCGUGGGACUGCGACUGCGAAACGUGGUGCCGGCGAUACCGUACGCGCGUGUGGAAGCCCGGCAGGGCGAUACGGAGUGUGCGUGGGGGGGCGGUGCCCACCCACCCACGGGUGACGAUAGCUACGUUGUUGCCAACAGGGCCCUUUCAGGGGGCCCCAGUGAGCCUUCCCCCUCCCCCCCCCCCGCUGGUCACGUCUCUGCGAGGUUGGAGCCGCGUGCGGGUGUGAAACGACGCUUGCUCGUUGCACCGCGUACGUCUCGCCUGGGGGGGCCUUUGGUGGUGGAAGGGGGGCAGCAGGAAGGGUCCAGAGACUCCCCCCUCCCUUUCCACAGGCUCGGGGUCCCCACACCCCCUCUCUAACCGAAAUAAUUCUGAGAGCGGCAGUGGGUGGGGUAAGAGGGUCGUGGUCACCGUUGAUGGUGAUGAGCCGAGCCGGCUGCUGUGUGACUUGAAGAAGUGAGCGAGUGUUGGAAUGUGGUUAGCGAGGGGGGGCACCGAGUGUGCGAGUGGUUGGGUUGCUGGUUAGGUAGGUGGGCGGUUGAAUUAAUGUGAUCGGGUGAGUGAUUGCGUGGGUGUGCCUGUGCGAACGACGAGAGAGAGAGAACGUGGUUGGGUGAGUAGCUGGGUGUGAGUGAGCGAGAUGUCUAGGAGGGAGUAGGAACUUUUCAAUAGCUUUAGUGGACCAGACAAGCGAAUGAGAUACUUGUACCAGCAAAUAUUAUCGUAUUUGAUUUUGUUUUUAAAUUUCUCGCAGUCAGGGUGGAACACAUGAGCAAGCAGGCAUGUGUGUGGCCUUGUAUAUACACGUAUAUAGAGCACUUAAACCACACACACACACACGUGUAAUUGCACGCCCUCCUUCAAGGAUGCCUCGAACCUUGUCUCGCGUCAGCAGAGGUGGUGGCACCUUCAUUGACGUGGAAGUUGGAGCAGGAAGGUCCUGUGUGGAGUUUGGGUAACGUUUGCUCGGACUGUACUUUAAAUAGAGCCAUCAUUGCUGGCAUUUAUCCUGAAUGGUUUCUGCAAGAUGGUGGUGGUGGUGAAGGACUGUGAUGGUGAUGGAGAUCACGGGGAUGGGAUGAUGAUGGAGCACAGAUUGACGAUGUGACUCGUCAUCAUAAAGCCCCCACGCAUCUCUACAGGGGUUGAGCUGCUGAACGUGAUGACGAUGGUAGUCCACAAUUAGCAACGUAACCACCUUUUUUUAAUUUUACCUUUUUACAAUAUAAACAAUAUUAUCAUGGUGUUACUGUAAUAGGUAGCAGUAAACGGUCUGCGAAGGUAUUUACGCAAAUAAUGUUAAGUCCGUGUCAUAAUUCCAGUAUAACGAUCGCUAUGAUAAUUGCGCGAAUGUAUUCACACUAGCGGAUAGGACGACGCAAGUGUUAAGCUAACAGUACACGUGUACUGUCUGUGUACUGCAUUUUUAUAUAUAUAAUCUCAUAGAUGUAUAUACGUCCAAGUACUCAAGUUUAUUUUGUUUUAACCAGGUGAGAACUCGAGAGACCGGGGGUAGGAGUCUCCAUUGGCGCAAGAGUGAGCUGGAGGUGGCAUUAGUCCACUGCGUGUGGCAUCCCACUUGAUGAAAUUUGCGGUGUCACUUUUUCGAUUUUGGAAAAAAAAAUUUUAUUGCGACGCCGGUGGCACACAAUGGGGGGGGGGGGGCCGUUCUCGCGAACGACGUCCACGGGAUUUCUCGAGCGAAGCAGCCGGCGUGAGGUGGUGUUACGGUUAACGCGUGCGCGCCGCAGCAGUAAUUGGGGCGGCCGCUGGGUCGCCACCGCUGGGUUACCGCUGGAGGCCCCCCCAACCCCCGUUCCGUGAGGCCCACGUUUCCAGGGAAGCAACAGCUGUAAUGGUUUAGUUUGCCCCUCGUUGUUUAGCGCAGGGCAGUCUCGCGACACUUUAUCAAGUGGGCCCUUGCCCUAGAACGUUUGGCCAACUCCCCCCCCCCCCCCCCCCCUUGAGAGUGAGUGCCGCUGGUGGCGAGUUUUUCGUAUCGGAGAAAAAGGCCUCAAGACCCCAGAGAAACCCCUCUGUGUGCGAGGGGAUAGUUCCUAAAAAGGCAGGGCAGUCCUGCUGUGCACGUGCUGUAGGGGUGUGCACCGCCUACUUUGCUGUCCUCAUUCCCACCCAUCCGCGGCCGCACUCGGGGUCAGGUUCACGGCCUUGGAUUCCUCCGCGGCCACGGAACACGAGGGGUAGCAGAAGAGAACAAAUGGGAGCAAUGUAAAUUGGGAGUGUUUUGGGGGAGCAUGUGGAAGCAGUGCGAACAUGGGAGAAGUAAUCUCCCACCCCGGGGGAGCGGAGAGGUACCAAGUGAUGAGAUUGUUUAUGUGACGAUGUUGAUGAUGAUGAUGAUUACGAUGUUGAUAUUAUUGUUUUUUUUCCUCGUGCCCUGAGACCAAAAGAAUGUAAAAUGAGGAUGUGAGUUGGGGGGGGGAAGAUGGGGAGGGUGGGUUCUGCAAGGUGUUUCCGGUGCGACUCAUUCACGAAUGAAUUAAUGCUGCACAAUCUGUCAUCGUCGCCUCCCUCACCACUCGCCCGUCUCGGAGCCGUGAGGUACCUGUGCCAGGCUAGGUGUCCUUUCGCUCACCUGCUCGACUGCAGGGUUCCUCCAACUCCCACUCCUUGCGUGCCCCAUCACGGUCCGGUUUCCACGUUCACCGAACUAGACUCUUCUCGAUUACAAACCCAAGACGAGGCAUGCGAUAUUGCGCCUGAUGAUUGCUGAACACUUUCCACGUUGGUGCUCGUUCUAAUUGAUAUUAAGUAGACGACAACUCCUAACCGAUAUCUGCCCUUGCACAUAAAAAACCACAUCGGCUUAACGGGCCUGCUGGGAGUGCAUAAUUUCAUCAGCAUUGGUUACACAAGCUAACCUGGAACAGUCUUGAUAUUCGGUGUCUCAUCAGCAGAGUCUUAUCAGGCAGGCUUGCCGAAACCAAUGCUGGUUAACAGGCAGACGUUCUAUAGGCGAGCACCUCCCUCGGACAGGGGUCCUAGUUGCCCGCAAAACCACGCACGGUGCAGCACAGCUCUCCACAACACGAAGUGAUCGCUAGCGGGGUCCGUCGUUUAGCAAUCGUAUCGGGCACGUGACGUCUCGGGUUGAGAUCGGUGUGACCGUGACGGGGGGGGGGGGGGGUGGGGACGCGCGAUCCCUCGUCGGCGUUCCCCAUGGGGGCCGGGACGGCGGGCGGCCUCGCGGUGCCGCGGUGGCCUCGCGUGGACGCCGCUUUGCUCUGGGUAGCGCCAGCGACGCCGCGGCUUACGCCACACGAUGCCUGCGACUCGAGCACUUAACCCCCCCCUCCUCUCCCCACCCACCACCACCACCCCCCCGGGGGAGAGUUUGUAUUUUUGUAGGCGAACCAUGGCGGUGGCGGCAUCAAUAAACCCGAGAGAGCGACGCGUGUGGAGCCUCGAGUGAGUGUGUGCGAUGCGCGUCCAGCUGCCCACGACGACCACGGCAACCACCAUCCGGCUACGCUCCAUUGAACACGAUCCGACACCAUCAGUCUACACCCCCCUCCGCGCCCCCAAUGUCGGUCGAUUGGUAAUUUCCUCCGCGUCCGCGACGCUGCUGCAGCUGCUGCUGCCCUCUCGACUGACUGCGAUCUCUCCAAUUCUUCCUACGCCCCCCCCCCCCCCCACAAUGCAACCUCUCGGGUAGAAUCUUAAAAUUCGGUAGAAAUUCUUCCCAGUGCACCACGCCCGCUCCUACGAGCCAUUAGUCUGCAUCUCGUCCGUUGUGGUCGGUCACUGCUUCUCCAGACUCCUCCUUGCGUGCAGUGAAGAUGCGGUUGUGUCUCGCUCAUCAAUUUAAUUGGAGCAAAAUUAUAUUUCGAGGAUUCUUGGCUCUUCUGAUGGCCAAUGACGAGUGCACGUUUUUAACUCUUCCCAUAAUCGGCCGAGAGACUUUGCCGGUCGAUUGCAAUCUUUUCUUCAAUCCUGAUGGUAUCUCAAGCUUCCCACGGGGACCUCAAAAAUCUAAUCGUCUGCCACAAGCCACUUUGCCGUGCACCCUAAUUGGUUGCCUUCUAGGAAAAAAACAUACAUAGACGUAAUAUUGAUAUAAUGCACGUGUAAUAAGCUGUCUGUCUGGGCAGUGAUGUGGUCCAGAGGCAGUGCGUUCACCGCUUGCUGUCGAGGUCCACUUACGAUCUGGUCGGCUGUCCUGAUUAAUACCGUGGGUGUAUUAACCGUAAAAUACGCGCCUCAUGCUUCAGAGCGGAUGUCAAGGAUCCCCUCGCGUCACUGAGAGGAAUACAGCGUUGCUUGCUAGCAUCAUCCAAAUUUGGCAAAUUACAAAAAUUACCUACAACGCACCGCAAACUGCUGGUAGGGCACCUCACCCCGCUCCUUUGAAGCGGCCAUCCUAAGGGAACAGGCGGCCUUCAGCUCAAAGCGCAGCACCUGUGACCAGGUCCUUGCGCCGAUGACAAACAUUGAUGCGGGAUUCGAAAACAGGGGGCUGCAUUUGUUGACUUCUCGGCGGCAUGUGGCACCGUGUGGCGAGACGGCCUCAUGCUGGCCAGGGUUGUCCAAUGCUCCUCUCUCUCGCACCUGCUGGGAAAAACCAUCGUGACCAAUGUCUGGCAAAAAAAAAACACAUUUACCAAGCUGCAGCGUGUACAAAAUUCUUUGUCACGGGGACUGCAAGAUCCGACCAUGUCCGUCCAGCGCUCGUCGAGCUGCAUUGGAUUCCGGUUGUCGAACGAAUACAUUUAUAAGGUCGCACAUUUGUGGCAAGAACCACGAUACAUUGCUGAUCUCGUCAAGUAGCAUAAGCCAUCAUAUAAACUCCGGUCAUCCUCGUGGUGCCUUUUGGCUAACCAUCGAACAAAGACGGUCACUGCAUUGCACGCUUUCAGACACUUCUGCGGCCGUCUGGAACAUUCUGAUAGGAGGAAGCCACUGGAGCAAUGUACUUUUAAAUGUAAACUUUAAACUAAUUUCUGUAGAACUUUAGAUUUAAAGCUUUCG